AUGGCAGCCACCCUGCUCAUGGCUGGGUCCCAGGCACCAGUGACAUUUGAAGAUAUGGCCAUGUACCUCACUCGGGAAGAAUGGAGACCUCUAGACCCUACACAAAGGGACCUUUACAGGGAUGUCAUGCAGGAGAAUUAUGGAAAUGUUGUCUCAUUAGAUUUUGAGAUCAGGAGUGAGAACGAUGUGAAUCCAAAGCAAGAGAUUGGUGAAGAUGUGGAACUUGGGACUGCAUCUGAAAGAUCUGUUGGGAAUACUGAGGAAAAUCCUGAAAGUGAAGAGGCCUUUGAAAGCAGGGAUAGGUCAGAAGGAGAGUGGGGAGAUUUAACAGCAGAAGAGUGGGUAAGCUAUCCUCUCCAACAAGUCACGGAUCUCCUUGUCCACAAAGAAAUUCACACAGGUAUUCAAUAUCAUAUAUGUUCUCAUUGUGGAAAGGCCUUCAGUCAGAUCUCAGACCUUAAUCGACAUCAGAAAACCCACACUGGAGACAGACCCUUUAAGUGUUAUGAAUGUGGAAAAGGCUUUAGUCGGAGCUCACACCUUAUUCAGCAUCAAAGGACACACACUGGAGAGAGACCUUAUGACUGUAAUGAGUGUGGGAAAAGUUUUGGAAGAAGCUCUCAUCUUAUCCAGCAUCAAACAAUCCAUACUGGAGAAAAGCCCCACAAAUGUAACGAAUGUGGGAAAAGUUUCUGCCGCCUCUCUCACCUAAUCCAACAUCAAAGGACCCACAGUGGGGAGAAACCCUAUGAGUGUGAGGAGUGUGGGAAAAGCUUCAGCCGGAGCUCUCACCUAGCUCAACACCAGAGGACCCACACAGGUGAGAAGCCUUAUGAGUGUAAUGAAUGUGGGCGAGGCUUCAGUGAGAGAUCUGAUCUCAUCAAACACUAUCGAGUCCACACAGGAGAGAGGCCCUACAAGUGUGAUGAAUGUGGGAAGAACUUCAGUCAGAACUCUGACCUUGUGCGCCAUCGCAGAGCCCACACAGGAGAAAAGCCAUAUCACUGUAAUGAAUGUGGAGAGAAUUUCAGCCGCAUCUCACACUUGGUUCAGCACCAGAGAACCCACACAGGGGAAAAGCCAUAUGAAUGUAACGCUUGUGGGAAAAGCUUCAGCCGGAGUUCUCAUCUCAUCACACACCAGAAAAUUCACACUGGAGAGAAGCCCUAUGAGUGCAAUGAGUGUUGGCGAAGCUUUGGCGAAAGGUCAGAUCUAAUUAAACACCAGAGGACCCACACAGGAGAGAAACCUUAUGAAUGUGUGCAGUGUGGAAAAGGUUUCACCCAGAGCUCAAACCUCAUCACACAUCAGAGAGUGCACACUGGAGAGAAACCUUACGAAUGUACUGAAUGCGAGAAGAGUUUCAGCCGGAGCUCAGCUCUUAUUAAACAUAAGAGAGUUCAUACUGACUAA
Pipistrellus nathusii (Nathusius's pipistrelle) is the source of this 1413-nucleotide messenger RNA. Lineage: Eukaryota; Metazoa; Chordata; Mammalia; Chiroptera; Vespertilionidae. The record is from the annotation of a GenBank genome assembly.